CAAUCUUCAUCAUCUUAUCCAUUCCAGAAACUCUUUAAUCCCUUUGCAAAACCCCCUCACACUCACAGGGGAUUUUCUUCCAAUGGCUUCUAUCUUCUCCCUCGCUUCACCCUCUUCAUUACUCACCAACCAUUCUUCUAAUUUCAAGGGGAAUGUAAGAACUCUCAAGUCAAGCACUUCUUCAUCGUCACCGAUUCCCUCGGCUGUAGUCAGUUCAAAUGUUCGAUACCGACUGGACAAUUUGGGACCCCAACCUGGUUCUAGAAAGAAAGCCAAGAGAAAGGGAAGAGGUCAUGCUGCUGGCCAAGGUGGGAGCUGUGGAUUCGGAAUGAGAGGACAGAAAUCCAGAUCAGGACCCGGUGUGCGAAGGGGUUUUGAAGGUGGUCAAAUGCCGCUUUAUCGUCGGCUUCCAAAAUUAAGGGGUAUUGCAGGAGGCAUGCACGCUGGAUUAUCCAAAUUCGUUCCAGUUAACCUAAAAGACAUAGAAACUGCUGGAUUUGAAGAAGGUGAAGAGGUUUCACUAGAAUCCUUGAAAGAAAAGGGCUUGAUCAAUCCCUCAGGAAGAGAAAGGAGACUUCCUCUCAAGAUUCUUGGUGAUGGUGAACUGAGUGUGAAACUAAACUUCAAAGCACGAGCCUUUUCUGCACAAGCAAAAGAGAAGCUUGAAGCUGCUGGCUGUUCAUUGACUGUGUUACCUGGCAGAAAGAAAUGGGUGAAACCAUCAGUGGCCAAGAAUAUUGCCCGUGCUGAUGAAUACUUUGCCAAGAAACGGGCGGCAGCUGCUGCGGCUGGUGGUGGUGAGUCGCCGGAAACACCUUCUUCCACCGCUUAAAACCCACGCAAGUGAAAAUCGGAUUUUUUGUUGUUGUAAGAAGAUUGGAAGUUAGAUGUAAAGCCACAUUGAUUCGUAUUUUGUUUGUCUGGAAUCUUAUUUUUUUUUAAUCUCUUUGUUAUCAUCAAGAAUCUAAAGAUCUCAUCUUUUGCUUUCAAAUGUCAAUAUUCUCAUUUGGUGAUUGAUUGAUCUUCUUGUAGAGUUUGUGUACAACUUGAUUUGUGUAACUUUUAGUGUUGAAACUUGAAAGCUUGAAAGUUUACCUCUUGUUUGAUUAUGUGAAAAAUUGUUGGGAUGUUAUAAUCAAAGAAACAUGUAGAAAAUGUCAAGGGAGGUCAAGG
Molecule: messenger RNA, 1173 nt
Organism: Lactuca saligna
Lineage: Eukaryota; Viridiplantae; Streptophyta; Magnoliopsida; Asterales; Asteraceae
Source: the annotation of a GenBank genome assembly